UUACCCAUCCAUCAACUUUUGAAGCUCAUAUGUGUUGUUCAGAAACCGGACAAUUUAUCCGGUACAGAGUAUCAGUACUUGCUCGAAUGAUCGGAUAGCAACUCAUGGAAGAGAACGAAUUGCUUUAUUUCUGGUGUGUCAUCGAGCGUUUUAUCAUCCCAGAUGGAUUGAGUUACUUCGUCCAUCCUCUGAUUCUCUUCCUCUGUCAUAUCUUCUUAUCGGUGAAAGUACUAGGAAACUGGAUUUUAGAUCAGCUCCCCCAUCCGUCUAAAGAUAUUUGGGUUAUGCUUUUGAGGUUUUCUGGAAUUGUGAGGAGUCGGGUACGGGUAAUUCGUCUUUGGUUUUCAGCUGCAAGCAGGCCGAGCGAUAACAAAGUCGAACAAGUCGUAAAGGAAGAAGUCUCAACAAGUGAGGCUCUUGAAAUUUCUUAUUCAGUUCAAAGUUUUGCCUUGUAUGGUUAUUUGAUAGUUCAACCGGUAGCUCAUGUGCUAAAAACAAUAGAUUUUAUUGACGAGGAAGGGGAUGAUGAGGAGGAUGUGGACGAAUAUGUUAGUGCGGAUGAGGAUAUCGAAGAAUAUGAAAGCGUGGUUGAGGAUUUGGAGGACUUAGAUGAUGAUGUUUCUCUGGUUGACGAUGAUGAUGAUAUGGAAGAGCCAUAUUUUAGUGUGGUCGAGGAGCCUGCAGAUGGGAGUGUGGUCGGGAGUACGGAUGAUCCAGAUGUGAGAGUGGUGGAGGAUAUGGAAGACCCAGAUGCUAGCGUGGUUGAAGAUAUGGAAGUAUCCGAUGCUGUUAGUGUGGUUGAGGAUGAACACAUGCAUGACUAUACUUUCUCCUCUCUUUAUAGCUCUGAAGCAUCCGUUGUGCAAGCAGAAGAUGAUCAGGACCAGAGAGAAGAUGUAGAAACCGAUCCGUUCUACAGCAAAUACAGUGAAAGGAUGAGAUGGUUCGAUCUACUCAGUUAUGAGAGAUCAUGCGGAAUGAAUGCAAUCCUGAACACGGAAUUGGGAGCUCCUACUUCAACUGAGAGAUCAGAGUUAAUGCAAUUUUCUGCUCCGUUUAUGUCAUGGAGCAAGGUGAGUAAAAGAAAGCUGCUAAGAAUCAUAGAGAACGAUUUCGAGACUGUGUAUGUGAGUCAGUUAUGCUUGUCUUGGGAGGCCCUCCAUCAUCAGUACAGGAAGGUUGAGUCACUUGCACCAUUCCCUGGUUCUCAAGAGGGCGUCUUUUAUUACGAUGUGGCCGGAGAAUUCCAAAAUUUCAAGGUCCUAUUACAGAGAUUCAUGGAAAACGAAAACCCCAAAGACAAAAGGUUUUUGAGUUAUGUUCGAACAAGGUUUUCUGACAAUAGAUUUCUCCAGGUUCCGGAGGUUACAGGGUAUUUAGAGGAAGUAAACGAAGGCAUGGAAGAAGUGACAGUGGGAGCAAAUGAAGUCUUAAGUGCCAUAAGGAAGUCUAUAGCGGUAUUCGGACAGUUUGUAGGUAGAGACAACAGGAAGCAUUGGUGGAGGAAGUACAGGAGGAUGCUAUGGAUUCAUCCCCCGGUGGAAGACCCUAAAGACUUGAAGUUAUUAGUUGAACUUGAAAAACUACGCCGAAAGAAGAAACUAUUCCUUGAGGAUCUGAAGAAGAAGAAGAACUGUUGGCUCAAGAGAAGGAUGGCAAUAGAAGAUUCACAAAAAGUGGACAUGAUCCUGAGUGGGAUAGACCUGAAACUGGUGGAGAGGGUGCUCAAACUGUCCAUGAUUUCCACGGCUCAACUCAAAUGGUGCCAAGACAAGCUCCACAACAUCGAGUUCAAAAAUGGAAGAAUUGCUAGGGCUUGCACCAAUUCCUGCUUAUUCCCAGCUUCUUAACCAUGAUUUCCAAAUAAAAUGGUUGUUGCUUUCACUUUUCCGUUUCGUAACCAUGUCUAAUAUAUCCAAAAAGGCCGGCAUAGGUGUGUAAUAUAUUCAUAUCGUACAAGAUACAAUACUUUUGUAAAAUACGAUCCCCCUAAUGCUUCGAUCCGGUCCGGUCUAAAAAUGGUUCUUCAAUUCAGUUGGGAAGUGAGUGUAUUAUAUUAGUCAGUCUAUUAGUUCUAGAUUCAAGAGAAGUAGCCGGUAGGGCGGGCCCGAGUCUCAAGAGCCCUCAGGCCUCAAAAGUUUGCACAGGAUCUGUUCUACUUCUACCAAAAGACUCGGACCAAAAAAUCCCUACCAUUACUCAAAUUUGAGAAUGAGAUCCGAUAAUUUGUUUCCGACAA
Molecule: messenger RNA, 2239 nt
Organism: Nelumbo nucifera (sacred lotus)
Lineage: Eukaryota; Viridiplantae; Streptophyta; Magnoliopsida; Proteales; Nelumbonaceae
Source: RefSeq, a predicted model, not a curated record